AUGCAGUCCAGUCCGUUGCUCCUCGAGGAACCCAUCAGAAUGGCUUCCAUCCUCGAACCAUCCAAGGCUGUCAGUUUGAGGUUGGAGCUGAGUUUCUUUCCAGCUAUGACGAAGAUUGUUGGCACUCUUGGCCCAAAGUCACGCUCAGUUGACGUUAUUUCUCAAUGUCUUUUGGCAGGAAUGUCUGGUAUUUUUCCAAUGCAACCUUUGAUUGCUGUGGCAAGGUUUGAUUUUUCAUGGGGUGAUCCAGAAUACCACCAAGAGACGUUGGAAAAUUUAAGAGCUGCUAUCAAAAGUACCAAGAAACUGUGUGCGGUUAUGCUAGACACUGUCGGUCCAGAACUGCAAGUUGUCAACAAAACUGAGCUCGCAAUUUCCCUUCAGGCUGACACAUUGGUUGUCUUAACUCCUGAUCAGAAUAAAGAGGCUUCUUCAAAUCUUUUGCCUUUAAAUUUUAGUGGGCUUUCAAAGGCUGUGAAGAAGGGUGAUACUAUUUUUAUUGGUCAAUACCUGUUUACUGGAAGUGAAACAACCUCAGUGUGGCUAGAGGUAAGUGAAGUGAAUGGUGAUGAUGUCACUUGUGUCAUAAAAAAUUCUGCUACUCUUGCUGGGUCACUGUAUACUUUACAUGUCUCUCAAAUUCGUAUUGAUCUUCCCACACUAGCCAAUAAGGAUAAGGAGGUAAUAAGCACGUGGGGUGUUCAAAACAAUGUAGACUUCCUCUCAUUAUCAUACACCAGGCAUGCCGAAGAUGUUCGCCAUGCCCGUGCCUUUCUCUCUAAAUUAGGUGACCUCAAACAGACACAGAUAUUUGCAAAGAUUGAAAAUAUAGAGGGAUUGACACAUUUUGAUGAGAUAUUGCGAGAAGCGGAUGGUAUCAUCCUCUCACGUGGAAAUUUGGGGAUAGAUCUUCCACCUGAGAAGGCGUUUUUAUUCCAAAAGGCAGCUAUUUACAAAUGUAACAUGGCUGGAAAACCUGCUGUUGUCACACGUGUUGUGGACACUAUGACUGAUAACCUAAGACCUACUCGUGCAGAAGCAACUGAUGUUGCCAAUGCAGUGCUGGAUGGUAGUGAUGCUAUUGUUCUUGGGGCAGAGACUUUGCGUGGAUUAUAUCCUGUAGAGACUAUUUCCACUGUUGGAAAAAUUUGUGCUGAGGCAGAGAAAGUUUAUAAUCAAGAUAUAUAUUUCAAGAAGGCUGUCAAAUUUGUGGGAGAGCCAAUGACUCAUUUGGAAUCAAUAGCUUCCUCUGCGGUUCGAGCAGCCAUCAAGGUUAAGGCUUCUGUUAUUAUUUGCUUUACUUCAUCUGGAAGGGCUGCAAGGUUGAUUGCCAAGUACCGUCCGACCAUGCCCGUGAUAUCUGUCGUCAUUCCUCAACUAAAGACAAAUCAACUACGAUGGACUUUCACUGGAGCUUUUGAGGCAAGGCAAUCACUUAUUGUGAGAGGUCUUUUCCCUAUGCUGGCAGAUCCGCGACAUCCAGCCGAGUCUAAAAGUGGAACAAGUGAAUCAAUUUUGAAGGUUGCUUUAGACCAUGGCAAGGCUUUUGGUAUCAUAAAGCCACAUGAUCGAGUUGUUGUUUGCCAGAAAGUUGGUGAUUCCUCAGUUGUGAAGAUUAUUGAGCUUGACGAUUAG
Molecule: messenger RNA, 1635 nt
Organism: Sphenostylis stenocarpa
Lineage: Eukaryota; Viridiplantae; Streptophyta; Magnoliopsida; Fabales; Fabaceae
Source: the annotation of a GenBank genome assembly